GAAGUAGAUGGGCGUGACUUAGGUUUUCCUGUGUCACUACGGUUCACAUGUAUGCUUGUUGACAAAAAUAAGAAAUUUAUUCUAGCGUGACAUGAUUCACAGACUUUAAUUAAUGAUUUUGUUUGUUUCGCAACGUACGUUUUCUCUGAAAGAGUCGAUAGUCAUUGUCUUAUAACCUCGAUAACGCCAGAAACGUGGAAUAAAGUGCGCGGAGACGAAGGCUAAUAUUUAACGUUCGUCUAGCUAGCUAGCUAGCCUAGCUUUAACUGAAUUCACUAAAAUAUAACCUGCAACAUUGAAGGCAUGAAUAAAAGGGAAGUUCCAGGUGAAGUAUGUUUAAGGAAAAAAGUUGAUGCUGCACAGGAGAUGAGCAUCAACUCGACCUCGCCGGUCAUCACAGCCUUCAGAGUUUUCCAGCAGGAGCUUGAUGCAAAGCAUGACAAAUAUGAGCGUCUCGUUAAGAUCAGUCGAGAUGUCACUAUUGAAAGCAAGAGGACCAUUUUUCUUUUGCACAGAGUGACCAAUGUUGCAGCUCCUGAGGACGUUCUGAAUGAAGCUGAAGGAAAGCUGGAUGGAGUCAGGCAGAAGAUCAGUCAGAUCGCAGAAGAGCUGAGAGGAGGAGAUAUUAAUCAGUUUCACCGAGCUUUUACUCCAGGAAUUCAAGAAUAUGUGGAGGCCGUCUCUUUCCUGCACUACAUCCGUCAUCGCAGCCUCAUCAGCCUGGAGGAGAUCAACGCCAGGCUGGUGUUCAUGGGGACAGAGAAGGCGGAUCCGAAGGGUUCUGCUGAAGCUGCACCGCGAGGAACUCACGUUCUGACUUUCCAGGUGACGCCAGCGGACUACCUGCUGGGCGUGGCCGAUCUGACGGGGGAGCUAAUGCGCAUGUGCAUCAGCAGCGUGGGCAACGGCGAUAUAGAGACUCCCUUCCAGCUGAGCCAGUUCCUGAGGCAGAUCCACGACGGUUUCUCCUACAUCGGGAACACGGGUCCGUACGAGGUCUCCAAAAAGCUGCACACGCUUCGCCAGAGCCUGGGGAAGGUGGAGGAUGCGUGCUACACCCUGCACGUCCGCGGCUCUGAGAUCCCCAAGCACAUGCUGGCUGAUUUGUUCUGCAGCAGAACCACCCACAUGGACACAGAGGAGGGGGUAGUGUAGCUCCACACGCUUCACUAGUGCGUUUUGUUGUUUUACGUGUUAGCGUUACUCCAUUUUUCGUUUUUACUACAGUAGCGUUGUUACAAUAGAAGUUUUUUUUUCCUAAUAAUCUGAUUACUGCAGUUGUGUUGCAUGAAUAAAAGUUCUGUGCCAAACUUUAAAA
Messenger RNA from Nothobranchius furzeri (turquoise killifish), 1318 nucleotides. RefSeq names its product translin-associated factor X (gene tsnax). Gene Ontology annotation, cellular component: nucleus; cytoplasm. The record is from RefSeq and is a predicted model, not a curated record. Lineage: Eukaryota; Metazoa; Chordata; Actinopteri; Cyprinodontiformes; Nothobranchiidae. Gene Ontology annotation, molecular function: sequence-specific DNA binding; RNA endonuclease activity; RNA binding.